Elgaria multicarinata webbii is the source of this 1635-nucleotide messenger RNA. It is a transcript of the gene BKGD, whose product is annotated as chromosome 5 C11orf54 homolog. Gene Ontology annotation, molecular function: zinc ion binding; hydrolase activity, acting on ester bonds. The transcript is spliced from 9 exons. NCBI's taxonomy places the organism in Eukaryota, Metazoa, Chordata, Lepidosauria, Squamata, Anguidae. Gene Ontology annotation, cellular component: nucleus. The coding region runs from base 77 to 1027 and encodes 316 amino acids. The record is from RefSeq and is a predicted model, not a curated record.
GGGAAAAGAGCGAAAAAUCGGCAGGUGAUUGAAGUUCCGUUUAUUUCGGCUGUCCAGUUUGCUGUGUGAAUACAACAUGUCCAAAGUUGAGAAGUUUGCUUUUCAUAUACCUAGUCUGGAAGAACUUGUUGGGGUUCUGGAGAAUGGACUGAAAGAAAAUUUUGCAGAUGUCCACGUUUCUGUAGUGGAUUGCCCGGAUCUGACUCAAGAACCCUUCAGAUUUCCUGUUAAAGGGAUUUGCGGUAAGCCCAGAAUUGCAGAUGUGGGCGGUGUUCCGAAUCUUCUGCCUCUUGCGCAAAAAGAUAAGGUUUAUGACCUCAACACAGUAGCAAAGGAAAUACAGCUGCCAGGAGCUUUUUUUCUUGGCGCCGGAGCAGUUUCCUCUAGAGCCGUUGGCAGCAACGGUGAGCUUAUCCCUAUUGUUCAAGCUAAAACUGAGAAAAAGCCAGCUGUCAAUGGAAGUUACAUUGCCCAGAUCAACCCUGAAGACGGUGGGUGCCUGCUGGAACGGUACAGCUCCAAAUAUAAUGACUGUGAAUUUGGACUGUUAGCCAACCUGUAUGCCAGUGAAGGCCUCCCUGGCAAGGUCAUUGAAGUAAAAGCAAAUAGAAGGACUGGGGAGCAGAAUUUCAUAUCUUGCAUCAGGAAAACCUUAGAAAAAUCUUAUGGGGACAAACCAGUUGGGAUGGGAGGUACAUUUAUUAUCCAGAAAGGGAAAGCAAAAAUACAUAUUAUGCCUUCAGAAUUUUCUGCCUGUCCUUUGAAAACUAAUGAGGAAGUGAACAACUGGCUCAAGUUUUUUGAAAUGAACGCUCCACUGAUUUGCCAGCCAGUGCUGGUUUCCCAAGAUCCAGGCUUUGAUCUGCGUGUGGAGCACACCCAUUGCUUUAGCCACCACGGGGAAGGAGGACACUACCAUACAGACACAACUCCAGAAACUGUCGAGUACCUGGGAUAUUUUGUACCUGCCGAGUUUCUCUUUCGAAUCGACAGGCCCAAGGAGACGCAUAUGGUUGGUCGGGAUUAAAUUGGUCAUGGGAUCAAGCCAGAGCGGGAAGCCAAAUCUUAAGCAAAGAACGGAAUGCCAAGUGAAUUAUGGAAAUUCGCCUUUAACUAAGGCCAGUUGCAAAGAUGCAUCUAAUCACCACAGGAAGAUAGCACUGAUUUUGCUUGCACUUAAAAAAAAAAAAAGGCAUGAUAACUCAGCGAUUGGAAAUACGGUUGAAUUUAACCUGAUAGCAAAGAUGAGCAGGUCAAGCCAUUACUUUGUGGAAAUGAUGAGGGUUUCAACCCGACACAUCUAGGCUGGGAGAAACUGCUGUACAAGUUAUAACUAGGGAUUGUGUGUUGGCUGGGAAAUUCCAUGGCGCUCAAUAUGAUUCCGUAGUCCCUUUACUGUAAAGAGGAACCAACGCCAAUGAAACAGUGUGAACAUCAGUGAUAUAAGAGAUUCCGUCUCAGCCUUUAAACUGAAAGUUGGGGGGUCAAUGAACAGGAAGCUCUUUUUCCAAGUAUAUGAUGAAGAUAAGAAGUAUUAAUUCACUGUUGCGAUCUUUGCUGAAUGAAGCUCAUUCCAAAGUUAUGAGUAAAACUGUCCUGCAUUUUGAUACUAUGAAUAAAAUUUGAUUACAUGUC